AUGGACGCCUUCGUACAGCGGCUCCCACGCCCGAGAUCACAGCCUUCUUCAAGAUCUCCAACGAGACCCUCGCCGCUCGGUGAGAGGCCCGCAAAGAAGGCCAAGGUCGAAAUUCAGGACAGCGAUUGUGACGAUGAAGACAAUAUCAAGUCCGAAACCGAUGAGGCUGAUACCUCAGGCCUGACAGUCAAUGAUGUAUCUGACGCAGACGACGACGUUAAGCACCACACACGGCAGACUGACAUCGAGAGCACUUUGCCACCCAUCCAGUUGGACAAAGAGGCGAUCGAGGAAUAUGAAUUGAUGAGGAGCUCUCAAGUCAGCGCCCCUGAAGACGAAACAGCCGUCGCGCCUGAACGAAAGUGGGUAAGGGGCAAGAGCUCCAUCUACGUGGAUGCGUUCAACCUCGCCUUGGAUACUGUCUUGGCAGAUGAAUCCCAUUUGUUUGACGCCAAGGAGUGUAACGUAUUCGAGCAAUGGAAAUCGUUGGGCUACGAAGCCCAGUACCUAUAUGUGCGCUUGUUCUUGCGCAAGACUUCCGCUUGGCACCGUCAAGACCGGCUGGGAUACUACAGUGAUGUUUCGGAUCCUGAAGCUGCCAUUGCGUCUCUGCAGAAAGUCAGAGAUCUUCCCGAGCCUGAUGCUCCCGCAUGCAGCAAUCCUGUCGAAGGCAUUGACCUGGAAGAGUUUAGUUUAGACGGCACUUUCACAUUUGCCGAUGCUUCUGAGGAACACAUCACGACCAUCGAAGAGGCGUCUUCAUUGCUAAGCCUAGACGAACUAAAGGAUCUUGCUAAAGAGGCCAAAUUCCAGGGACGUAACAAAGCCGACUUGGUGAAAGCGCUGUGCCGAACAGGCUAUCAGCAGACCGGGCUCUUUGCUCAUGGGCUACAACGGUCUGGCAGCGGCGAGUCCCAGACUGCUCGAGGUCUAAUGCGAGAUCGCCACGAUACUCCACCGCUUCUCAGCAGGCAAGACUCGAACCAGACGCAACACUUUCUAGAAAAGAUCAGGAUCAUCACAGGCCCUUGCAUCAGGCUAUCGCCACUGACAUAUAAACUCUUCGAGAGGGUGCACCUGGUCUUCUACCGGUCGACAGAAUGGACUGAGAAGUCUCUGACGGCCAUUAUUCUUGCUAGCAUCGCACGCCGGAAUUACCCAGAGUACAUUGUCUGCCGAAGUACGAACAUUUUUGCUUCUCGAAGACAUGUUCUCGAGUUCGAGUCAGCAGUUCGAGUCGAAGCCGAGGUCGAUCAGAUCCUGGAGUUCAAUGGCUCGCCGGGUGAGGCAGGUCUUCGCAAGGUUGUGGAUGUCUUUGAUCGUGUCUACCCUCGGUGGAAAACACUUUUAAGAGAGGAGCAAGACAAGGAAAAGCGAUUAUACGAAGAAGGUGAAGGCGCCUACUUGAGAAGGUUUACCCCUGUUCAUUCCUACACGCGCAUUGUCCACAAGGCAGCAUAUGUGUUUGGGAAGUUAAAGGAUUACGAACGCGAACACUCUAUUCUCACUGAACUUCUCUACCAGCACCUGUUCCAUCCUGCUAGGCGAGGCAGUUGGUAUCAACGAAAGGCUCUCUUAGAGGAACACUACAUGUAUGCACUAGAUGCCAACGCAGUGUCUCCCGAUCCCGAUAUUCAGAAGAAGCAUUGGAAACGAAUUGCAGCGACGACUUGCGAGACAGCGCUAGAGGACAAUGAGUGCCAUCUGAUUUACCAUUACGAUUUGCAGAAGCGUCUGCUCAAGCUCGAGAAACAGCUCCGCAUCCCACGACGACUUCAGCACGAUUUUGGCCACGUUCGUCUCCAAAAGCCACUAGAGCAUACUGUUGAGGGCAUCCAGGUGAUCAAAGAAGACCGCCAAGGCAGAAAUGGCCGACAAGCAAGUACGAAGACGAUUUGGGUCGAUGAACUAGAGGAAGGUGGCGAAUGCAGUGUCGAAGAGAUGUGCCUGAGUUGGUACCGAAGCAAGGGCUAUAAAGGAUACCACGCCGAGGGAGGCAUCGUUCGCACACUUUUCGCCUAUCUUUUCUACGACAUUCUGUUCCUCUACAUCCCAAAUGUAUUUCAGACAGCUUAUCAGACUUGCCCCUUGGACCUCCAUACGGAUUCGUUCUAUCCGACGCGGCUGUCCGAGAUUAAUCACCGACUAGUCGAGAUAGGUAACGGCGGUGCGGAAACCAUCAUCCGCAAGGUCGAUGCCAGAGAGCGCGAACGACGAACUUGUGUUAUCGGCCUCAAUUGGGACUACGACGUUGAGGAUCUUGUGGAGCUGGUCGGGUGCUUCGAUGGUAGCGCACUGGCCGCUCUCUGCAAGGUGAUGGCACAGGAGUACCGACAGCGGGGCGGAGGUCUGCCCGACUUGAUCCUCUGGCGGACGGAGCCGAAAAAGGAAUGUAUGUUCGCCGAGGUCAAAAGCGCCAAUGACCGGCUCAGUGACACUCAGAGACUAUGGAUCCACGUUCUCACGGGUGCAGACGCCUUCGGAGUUCUCGAGGAUCCCUCCAUGUCGAAGGAUAUUUUGAUUCGCUCUUAUGGGUAUCCUUCCAGGAUAUGGCGUGGUGUUACAGGGAGUGGAGAUUGCUCUGAAAGCUCAGCGCUUCCCGAACCCGGGAGAUAUGGCAAUAUCUUCGACCACACUGGCUUCGAGGUCAAGGUUACUCGAAAUUGGAAAUGGCUCGCGGUGCCUGGUUCCUAUGCGCCGGAUCAGCCGAGCUCAUCUCAAGGGCGGGGAGCCGAACAAAGAACGACGAAAGAAGAUUAUGAAACGGCCGAGUUGCCACUAAUAGCUGCACCUAAGCUGUGUCCUGAUCACCGGUCAAGGAACUACAGCACCUCGAACAACCAAUCGCUUAUCCAUGAUUGUUUCAGCAUUACCAGGGUUUUCAAGUCGUGGCGCCGGGGGGAGGCUAAAUCUGCCAAUCACGCAAAAUCGUCAAACGUCGGUACUUUGGUUGACGAGGUUGAACGGAACCCUGCGUUGCACUGGGUCAUCGGAGGCCAGACAGGCAAUGAAAUCUCACAUUCUCACCGAGAUUGGAAGACGCAGCACCACAGGCACCCUUUCCCAAGGCUUGCAGCAGUCUCGAUCUUUGCCCCUCCUCGCGCUACUGAUGUCGCAUCUUUGGGGGUGGAGGUCGUCACACUCGCGACAUGCGUCCUAAACAUGCUGCUAAUGUACGGGACGACGACUCCCAACCAACCAACAUGGAAUUCACUGUUCCCAGCAACGGAACAUUACCGGCAUCUUCCCUCGAGAGAGCGCAAACCCCCAUCCCAAUUUUUCCGUCUCUGCUCAUUGCUGAACCUCAGUGCUGAACCACCCAUGCCCAUUUUCGAAGCAGAAGGCCAGAAGGUUCCAGCUCUGUGGGAGCAGCUUGACUUGCGACCGAGCUCUUUGCGACGAGUGACUCUGCGUCAAGGGUCAAAAAACCAAAAGUCACAGACGCUUCGCCUGGCCCUGCCCACCAUGAUCCCCACACCAGCACGCCGGCGCUUAAACCUCGACCAAUCCGCUGCCUCCCCGCCGACCGUUGACCCCGGCCAUUCUGAGGACAGGCGCUUAGCAAAUGCCCGGGAUGCUGGGUCGUACCAUGGCCGGAUCUGGCAAGGCGCCUCAGGCCGCUUUUGCUGGUCCUUUUCUCGACUUCUUUCUGACUGGACGUUUCGCCUGCUUGGUACUUUUCUUUGGCUUGACGACACGCCCUUGACUGUGUCUGAGCUGUUGACUCUGUCCCUUGGCGGUCUCCGAAACGCAGUGCUCCUUGGAUCUCAACCGCGAACCUGCAAGAGAUGUUAUCUGGGACAAAAGCCAACUAAAAGAAAGGAAACAAAAUCACACACGCAACAUGCACACCUCGGGGAGUGCAUGUGCGUAUCUCAGCGGGAGGAGGAUGAUGACGCCCCGGCGCCAGCAACAUCAGCAGCGGCGGUGGCAGGAGCAGCAUCUAUACCUACCUUCUGCCGGGUGGUUGCCCCCCUCCCCUCCGGUUCGAUUGCACCGCUUUCCAAUGUUUUCCCUCAUAUUGGAUCACUGAAGAUCGACGGCUAUUACAUCGAUCCGUCAUCGCAUCCCCCUGCUUGGCGUGGUUUCCCAUCUGAUGGGGAGGGGUAUACAACUCGGCUGUUCAAGAGAGAGCGUACCAAACCCAAAGAUAAGGCGGACGGGAUGGCAUCCCCCAUCUCCUCAGCGGAAACCGAGGCGGGGGAAAAGAAGGGUACAGCGGCCAGCCAGCUGAAAUUGAAGACAAACUACGUGGAUCUCCGAGAACGUGGUCACGGCUCUUUACUUGGAAUCACCAUACGUGGGUUCGACGCCAUGUCCGCGAGGAACUGGAGCAAGAUCGUGGAACAAGAUAUCCUUACCUCUGAAGAUCAUAAGAAAUCUACCCGUUUCCUCGUCGACUCCACCCGGCCGGCCAUCGCGGCCUCUUCUCCCCCUCCCCGCUAA
Molecule: messenger RNA, 4446 nt
Organism: Colletotrichum lupini
Lineage: Eukaryota; Fungi; Ascomycota; Sordariomycetes; Glomerellales; Glomerellaceae
Exons: 15
Coding region: 1-4446 (1481 amino acids)
Biological process (GO): interstrand cross-link repair
Cellular component (GO): nucleus
Molecular function (GO): 5'-3' exonuclease activity; flap-structured DNA binding; 5'-flap endonuclease activity
Source: RefSeq, a predicted model, not a curated record